AUGGUGCAAGGGUUUAAAGGCUCGAAGAAUGAGCACGCCAAAGGCAAGAACAGGGCUCAUCAACAGAGACGCAGUGCAAAACGAACCAAGAAAGGAAAGAGAUUUGUCGCGCCAAAGAAGGCAAAGGCCAUCCAACACAUGAAAACGCAGCGGAUGCUGGAGAAGAGCAUUAAGCAGAGUUUGGAAAAUGAGCUUGCGUCACGAACAGAGGAGGGCCCGUUCAAGGUCAUCAAAGUCGAGGCGGACAAAAUCAUGGCCACGGGAAAGUUGGUGAAACACAAGCUGAAGGAGCUGACAGCAAAGACGCGCGCACCGAAAGCGCCCGUGGAUGAGGAGGUGCUCAAAGCACAGGAGGAGGCGCAACAGGAGGGCGACGAUGGCGAUGAGGAUGUGGUUGACAGCGACGACGACGGUGACCGCGUCAGCGCGAGGAAAGACACCCUCUGA
Molecule: messenger RNA, 447 nt
Organism: Salpingoeca rosetta
Lineage: Eukaryota; Choanoflagellata; Craspedida; Salpingoecidae
Exons: 4
Coding region: 1-447 (148 amino acids)
Source: RefSeq, a predicted model, not a curated record